GAUGCAAGUGUAAUGAGUUAUUUCAGGCUUCUGAGAACUGCUAUUACCAGGCGACACCUCGGGACCUCUCAGGUUUUCCGCAGAGCGGGGACGGAGGAGCGCCUGUCGCAACAAGUCACCACCGACCUUUUAGUUUUGGGUGGCGGCAAGCGACUUCGGGUGUCGUGGGACAGCAGUAGGACCAGCCAGAGCGUGUUCCACUCGGUGUGGCUGCGGAGAAACUGUCAAUGCACCCAGUGCCUGAGUCUUUACAACCAAAACGUCGUUAGAUCCCACGAAAUGGACCCUCGAGUGGCCAUCAUCCAUGCGAACCUCACAGGAGAGGGAAAGGUGAAGAUGAAGUGGUCAUGUGGUCAUGAAGGUCACCUGAACCUGGACUGGUUGAGGAGAAACUGCUACUCUGCCAGGACUCUGAAAGAGGCCCGCAGAAACUCCACACCAAAGUACUUACAGGAUACACUGCCCGAGAUAGACUCUGAAGAACUAAAGGAAGAGUAUGGAGUUUGGAGGUGGCUGAAGGCAGUGAGCGAGUAUGGAGCCUGUUUGCUUAAAGGCAUUCCAUGUACAACUGAGGAAGGUUUGGAGAUCACCAGAAAAGUGUCGCCUCACCUCCAGGAAACCUUCUAUGGAGGGCACAGUGUUGUGAAAGUGGAGGAGAAUCCAAUGACACUAUGCCACGGACCAGGCCACAUAGAGCCACACAUGGAUGUACCAAUGUACGAGUCGCAGACUGGACUUACUCUCCUCCACUGUUUGAGGAAUGACAGUUGUGUCAGUGGAGGAGACACCAUAGUGGUGGAUGCUCUAGCUGUGGCUGAGAAACUGAGGCUCACUCAUCCUAACCACUUUGCCACUCUUGUCAGAGUCCCCGUCACCUUUCAACGUGUCCACUAUGAUAGGGAAAAAUCCUGUGCAUAUGACAUAUCGAACACCACACAUCCAGUUGAAUGGACAUGGACAGAUUAUCAAGCUCAGAUGGGCCCCUCAACAUGAAGGCCCUCUACACACUUCAGAGGAAGAUGUUGACCGGUAUUAUGAGGCACACCUGUGCUUUGCAAAAGCAUUGCAUAAUGAGAAUGAGUCAAAGGUACUGUAGCUAUAAUAAAGAGCAACUCCUGAGUGUAUAGAGCAAGGAGUGUGUGUCAUUGACCCUCGGCGCGCAUGCGCAGCGAGGGUUACGGUAGUUGGGUUGCUGUCGGUUGUGUGUGUGGUGUGUCUGUCGUUACUCGUCAUCUCACUUCUCGAGUGUUCGUUCGUCUCACAAAGGAUACCACCUACUGAACGGGCAAUGAAGCUUCACCACAGAUUACAGCCAGGAGAAAUGCUAGUGUUGAACAAUCACAGAAUGCUGAAUGGACGUAUUGCUGUACGUCUGAAUGGAGGAGCCAGAUUACUCAAUAAUUUCUCAAUCAACAUUGUUGAGUUCAAGAGCCGUCUCCAGGUGUUGUGCAGUAUGACCCAGACUACCAGACUAAGAACACCUUCAACUACGACUUUUCCUUCUCUACUGCCACCUUUGCUGCUGAUGGAUUGACAUCAUCACAGACAUAGGACAGUCUCUCAUUUUUAUAUACUAAUAGGGUUUUUCUACUUUUUACCGAUUCCUUUAUGGAUCAGUUGUUUAAUUAUUUCGCUGACAUCUUGAUCAUGUUUAAUGUUUUUUCAUCUCCCUGUGAA
Molecule: messenger RNA, 1677 nt
Organism: Geodia barretti
Lineage: Eukaryota; Metazoa; Porifera; Demospongiae; Tetractinellida; Geodiidae
Source: the annotation of a GenBank genome assembly